AUGAAUGUAAACAAGAAAAUCGGUCGCUUCAAGCAGUGGGCGGGGGAGCGCAUGGGAUCGGAAGCGAAAACUAAAGUCUCAGAUGACUUCAAGGCGCUGGAGAUGGAGAUGAACUUGAGACAUGAAGGAAUGGAGCGACUCCAGAAAUCAAUGACAUCCUAUGUGAAAGCGUUGUCCAAGCGCAAUGAAGGAGAUGAUAAGGAGAAGACUCUACCAGUUGGAUAUUUGGGUACAACUAUGGUGAACCAUGGAGAAGACUUUGAAAGCACCUCAGAAUUUGGACAGUGCCUUAUCAAUUUUGGACGGACAAACGAACGUAUCGCGAGGAUCCAGGAGACUUACAUCGCGAAUGCGACUACCAGCUGGCUGGAGUCGCUCGACCGGUCACUUGUCCAGAUGAAGGAAUAUCAGAAUGCGAGAAAGAAGCUGGAGGCCCGCCGGAUCGCAUAUGAUGCUUCCCUUACCAAGAUGCAAAAGGCGAAACGAGAGGACUUUAGGGUGGAAGAAGAGCUGCGGAGUCAAAAAGCAAAAUAUGAAGAGUCCACCGAAGACGUCUACAGGCGGAUGGAAGAUCUUAAAGAAGCUGAAGCUGAUAGCAUUGCUGAUUUGGGAGCAUUCUUGGACGCUGAACUCAACUAUUACGAUCAAUGCCGAGAGGUUCUUCUGCAACUCAAGGAUAACUGGCCAGCUGGCCAAACACAAUCGCAAGGCGGUUCAUCCAGACGACCUGGACGAAAUUGGUCAAAUACAGCACAUUCAUACCACGAUCGGUACGAAGCCGUGCAAGAAGAGCCUCCUACUCCAACUUCAGAGCAUCGGCUAGCCAUAAAAUCCAACCGAGCCGUUUCCAUGUAUAAGAAUGGAUCUCCACCCAGGGCUUAUUCCCCCGAUUCGCCCUACCAGCACCGACCAAACAUAGCCCGCACCUCAACAUUCGAAGGGCCCUCCCAGCUGAGGCGCGAUGAGUCGCCCGCCGUACCACACCGCAUGAGUCGCAUAGCAAGCGACAGUGCAGCCUUACGCAAUAAUAAUAGUAGCGGUAGUAAUCACCAUGGCCAACUGCACCUCCGAACCGCAAACAGACCUUACGACCACUACCUGGAGUCCCCAGACGAUGCAUCCUACGGCAAAGGCGGCGGCGGCAGCAGUCCUGAUCGGUACUUCACUGGAGGCCGUUCCGUAUCGCCCGCGACGUCAAAUGGCAGCGUCAUAUCCCGAGCUGCGAGUGUGACGGGCUUUCAUCAAGCUGGGGGGAGUACGAUUGGCAAAAAGGGCCCUCCCCCGCCUCCGCCGUCGCGGGCUAAGAAGCCACCUCCUCCUCCACCGCCGGCGGGAAAGAGACCCAUUGGUGCUGCUGCUCAUAUGUGA
This is a messenger RNA of Blastomyces gilchristii SLH14081, 1368 nucleotides long. Its product is annotated as BAR domain-containing protein. Lineage: Eukaryota; Fungi; Ascomycota; Eurotiomycetes; Onygenales; Ajellomycetaceae. Gene Ontology annotation, molecular function: protein binding. Gene Ontology annotation, cellular component: cytoplasm. Bases 1 to 1368 code for a protein of 455 amino acids. The transcript has 5 exons. The record is from RefSeq and is a predicted model, not a curated record.